Molecule: messenger RNA, 1998 nt
Organism: Saccharomycopsis crataegensis
Lineage: Eukaryota; Fungi; Ascomycota; Saccharomycetes; Ascoideales; Saccharomycopsidaceae
Product: sugar porter family MFS transporter
Exons: 4
Coding region: 1-1998 (665 amino acids)
Biological process (GO): transmembrane transport
Cellular component (GO): membrane
Molecular function (GO): transmembrane transporter activity
Source: RefSeq, a predicted model, not a curated record
AUGUCGAGUCCUUCCCCUCCUGACACUUCAGUUCAGCCAGCUAAGGCAGCAUCCUCAUUUGAUGAUAUUGUCUCCAAUGAAAAUCACCAUAUCGAGCAGAUUGAAAAAGUAUCAGCUAAUGAAUCUGCUUCUUUAAGCCAUGAUGCUGGCAAUGAGCUUCAUAUCGAUAACAUUCUAAAAGAUUUUACACCGGAUGAAGUGAUGGCUAAAGGACGAGCUUACGCUUUAUCUUAUGGCAUGGACCCUGAACUUUUUGCCAGAGGGGCUCUUGUAGCUCGUAGUCCUAAGGAGUUUCAGAAAAUGCUGCAUAUAUUGAAGGAUGAUGAAUUGGAGGCUCUUGAAUUCGAGAGUACCCACAAAUGGCGUGCCGUUCCAAAGAGUUUGUACUCUGUCAUCAUUAUGUGUUCUGUUGCCGCUGCAGUCCAAGGAAUGGAUGAGUCGGUCACAAAUGGUGCCAACCUCUUUUGGCCUUAUGCUUUGGGGAUCGGGGCAGAUACUUCUCGUAAUACUUGGUUACUUGGUUUGUGUAAUAGUGCUCCAUAUCUUUGUUGUUCCAUGGUCAGUUGUUGGUUAACUGGCCCUUUGAAUGAAAAGUUUGGCCGUAAAGGUACUAUAUUUAUCACUUGUUUCAUUUCUUGGUGGACCUGUUUUUGGCAGGGCUUUGUGGACUCGUGGUAUCACUUAUUUGUUGCGAGAUUUUUUAUGGGUUUUGGUAUUGGUCCAAAGUCAGCAACAGUUCCAAUCUAUGCGGCUGAAACCACGCCAGCAAAUAUUAGAGGAGCGCUUGUUAUGAUGUGGCAAAUGUGGACCGCUUUUGGUAUUAUGCUUGGUACUGUCUUUAGUUUGGCGUUUUUUUAUGUUGAUAAUUCUGCAGGUCUUUCUCAUGCAGAAUUUGCUGAGCGGAGUGAUCACAUCGUUUCUAAAGGGCUCAACUGGCGUCUCAUGUUGGGUUCAGCCAUGCUUCCAGCUAUUUAUGUUUGCUUCCAAGUGCUCUGGUGCCCUGAAUCUCCUAGAUGGCUAAUGGGUCAGAACAGACAUAAGGAAGCUUAUGAAGCUUAUGAAACCCUUAGAAUUCAUCCUAUCCUUGCUGCUCGUGACACAUUUUAUCAAUACGUUCUCUUUAUUGAAGAAACUUCCAUCACCGAAAAAGUCUCUUAUCCUCAAAGAAUGAGAGAGCUCUUUACAAUUCGUCGUAAUCUUAAUGCAGUAGUUGCUUCUUGCAUUUGUUUCUUCAUGCAACAAUUUUGUGGUAUCAAUGUCAUUGCCUACUACUCAUCAAGUAUUUUUUCAGAGUCUGGAUUCUCCACAAUUAACUCUUUGAUUGCCUCUUGGGGUUUUGGUAUGGUCAAUACUGUUUUUGCACUUCCUGCGGUGUUCACAAUUGAUACAUUUGGCCGGAAAACUUUAUUGAUGUUGACUUUCCCGUUGAUGAGUAUAUUUCUCCUCCUUACCGGUUUUGCUUUCUGGAUUCCCGAGUCGAAUAAGCACGCUCAUGUUGGGGUCAUUGCCUUUGGGAUCUACAUAUAUUCAGCAAUCUACUCGAUUGGUGAAGGCCCGGUUCCUUUCACGUAUGGUGCUGAAGUUCACGAGUUGAAGUAUCGUUCUGAAGGUAUGAGUCUUGGGGUAGCAACUACUUGGUUCUUUAACUUUGUUCUUGCGAUCACCUGGCCAUCGUUAUUGAAAGCCUUCAAGCCUCAGGGAGCCUUUGGUUGGUAUGCUGCAUGGAACUUUAUUGGGUUUUUCUUGGUUCUCUUUUUCAUGCGUGAAACUAAAGGGUAUACUUUGGAAGAAUUGGAUUAUGUGUUUGAUGUUCCUAUGCACGAAUUUACAAGCCAUGAGGUCCGCAGCUACUGGAGAAGAUUCGAGAUUCAUGUCUUGAGACGUAAAUUGCCAAAGUUGCCACCAUUACAUGCUACACACAUUGCUGCUCCCCAUGAAUUGGAUGAAAAGGCUAUUGGUAAGCAUAUUGAUCGUGCUGCUUCUGAAGAUAGCCACUAG